AAUAAGAAUAUCCGAUUGUUAAACUUGAUUGUGUUUGAUUGGAAAUGUCCAAUCACUGUAUCGCUUUGAUUAACACUUGCCGAUAGAUACAGUUUACGAAAAUCGCAGUACCAAAAAGAAGACUAGGCUUAAUCUAGUGUUACUAAACUGUCGAUUUUAAACUUCUUUAAUUUUCUCUUCUACUUCAGUCUAUUGAAAAAAUACGUACGGGCGCUUGUGAUGAAAAUCUUCUAUGUGCACACCAAAUUCACAUGUAAUAUACUUUGAUAUAAAAAAUAUUCAUGCCUUUUUGUUUGGGAAAUUAUACAACCCAUAAUAUGGAGGAAUAUGCUGUAGUAUCCGACAUAUCAGUUGUAGAUGUUUAUGAUAUUGCAUCUGAAAUAGGGAAAGAAUGUGAGAAACUGAUAGAUUCUUAUGGAGUAGAAUCUGUAACCAAUCUUAUGCCAAAAGUAAUACAUGCAUUAGAAUUACUAGAAAAUCUUGCAACCAAAAAUGAACGUGAAAACACUACAGUUCAAGAAUUACAAGCAAAGAUUUCACAAUUGGAAAGUGAUAAAAUUGAAAAAGCUGAAGAUAGACAAAGAUUUGAAAAGGAACUAGAACAAAUUGAAGAACAUUGGCGUCAAGAAUCACGUGACCUUGUAGAAAUGGUUACAAGGUUACAAGAAGAAAAUAGACGAUUAUCAGAAGCUCUACAAGAAUCACGUAGUGAUAGUCAGUACAGCAGUAAACAAACUUUUACAGCUAGUCAAGAAGUUGAUAUUGCAGUAUUGCAGCAUUUAAGAUCUAUGAUAGAUAAACAAAGAGAUCAAAUCCGAGGAAGAGACAAAGAACUACUGCAAAAAAAUAUGGAAAUAGAAAAUCUGACAGCACAGGUUGAAAAACUUGGAGUUGUCGGUCGAGAAUUAAAACGGAAACAGCGUCAAGCUCAAAUGCAAGCACGUGGUUUAGUAGAAGAACGAGCAGACUUCUUAGCUCAGCUACAAGAUCAAAAUCGUGAAUUGAUAAAUCUUCGAGCCCGCCUUGGUUUAGCAAAAAAAGAAAACGAAGAUUUAAGUAAAUUACAGGGUUGCCCAGAUUUAACAAAUAAGGCUAUAUAUGAUUUAGAUGAUCCUGACAGACCAAGAUUUACUACUGCUGAAUUGAAAGAAAUUUUACAUGAAAGAAAUGAAUUAAAAGCUAGAGUAUCAGAUUUAGAAGAUGAAUUAGAAUUAUAUCGACCAAAACCUGAAACAGUUGAAGAUGAUAAAGAUGCUCCUGUUCAAGGCCCUCUUCCUUAUGAACCAGAUGAUGCACCUUGGAAAAAGACAUCUGAAUCUGGAAUUCGUAAAUUUUUCCGGAAAAUUUUCUCAGAGUCUAGCAGUAGUUUUUUAGUUGGUAGUAGUCCACGCCGAAGUCUUUCUAGUUUGUCAAAAAUGGCUCUCUCUGGAAACAGUACAUAUGAUGAAUCUAUAUAAUGGUUUUCAAACAAAAUAAUUUUUAACAUUCUAUGAAGAUUAAUUGAACGUAAUGUUCUCGUAUUUAUUCAUAUCAUUUUAUAUUCUAAUAACAAUAUUUAAUUUGUUUUAAUGAAUUGAAAGUAAUAUAUCUUUCUUGAGUUAUUGAGACUAGGACUAUAAGACUAGGAAUAUUAAAUGACUAAAAGGAUGUAAUUAAAUAUGAUUUAAAAAAGACAAAAGCACGAUUAUUUAUACUUCUGCAACAUCGCAUUUAUCAAGUAUUAAAAUAAUCUAAAACGAAUUAUAUAUAAAUGUAUGUUAACAAUUGAAUUGACGUGCCUCCAAAGUUAAAAAUGUUGAUAAAAAAUGAUGCAUACAGUAGUGUCUUAUUAUUUUCAUUCGUAUUAUAUAAAAUAUAG
This is a messenger RNA of Frieseomelitta varia, 1858 nucleotides long. RefSeq names its product RILP-like protein homolog (gene Rilpl). The record is from RefSeq and is a predicted model, not a curated record. Gene Ontology annotation, biological process: cilium assembly. Gene Ontology annotation, molecular function: protein dimerization activity. NCBI's taxonomy places the organism in Eukaryota, Metazoa, Arthropoda, Insecta, Hymenoptera, Apidae. Gene Ontology annotation, cellular component: cytoplasm; ciliary basal body. Bases 282 to 1457 code for a protein of 391 amino acids. The transcript is spliced from 7 exons.